This is a messenger RNA of Staurois parvus, 378 nucleotides long. The record is from the annotation of a GenBank genome assembly. NCBI's taxonomy places the organism in Eukaryota, Metazoa, Chordata, Amphibia, Anura, Ranidae.
CACUGAUAGGUGGCACUGACAGGCGGCAAUGACUGGCACUGUUAGACUGACUGGCAUUGAUAGGUGGCACGGACUGGCUCAGAUGGGCACUGAUAUGUGGCAUUGAUGUGCACUGGUAGGCACUGAAAUGUGGCAUUGAUGUGGCACUGAUGGGCACUGGCAGGUGGCAUGGAUGAGCACUGACAGCUGGCACUGAUGGACACUGACAGGUGGCACUGCUGGGGCUACACAGAUCAGGGCACACUGAUCAGUGCCCUGAUGAUCAGUGUACGUGUCAGGAAUGGACUGGCCAGCAAUAGUGGGACUCACCUGCCUUGUGAGCUGCAGUACCAGGGCUGGCCAGCGGACUCUGCCUUGGUGUGGUUUUCCUGGGCCCUG